AGAUAGAUAGAUAGAUAGAUAGAUAGAUCUGAGACUCCCUCUAUAACAUCUUAAUUAAUAAAUGUAUCUAUUUAUUUGUUUAUUCGGGAUCCCACUCAGUUGGUAGGUACCUGCUAGUCUUUUUGGGGGUCCAAUACGGACUUAAUUCAGCAGCUAGCAACUUCACGUCCCCCAGUGCUCGUACUGUUUUCUUUACAAGAAACGUUGUUGUAGUUUGUGAGUAAUAUAGAGGACUCCAAUGUAAAUAGAAUUUUGUACUUGGAAUUUCUUAUGCGUUUGAAUGCAGCAUCAGUCCCAGUUGCAACCGCAACACAACCAAGCUACAGGUGGCUAGUUUAGCUUUACGUUACUUGUGCAAGCACAGAAAAAUAACUUUUUUUGUGCAGCAUUCAUAACACCCGAAAGGAAUUUAACCUGUUUAAAGGCUGAACAACAGAAAAAUGCAGGAUCUGUGUUCGAUAAGUCAGGUCUGAGACAGUUUCUAAAGGCGCACUGCUGACAGUGGAAGUACAAAGCAGCGGGUCGCUUCAAACUUCCCUCAGACAACAUUAGCUCUCUACGUAAAGGCCGACAAUGGCGUCUAUUAUGGAGGACCCCACCCUGGAGAGACACUUCAAGGGACACAAAGAUGCCGUCACCUGUGCAGAUUUCAAUCCAAACUGCAAGCAACUGGCCUCGGGGUCAGUGGAUAAGAGCCUGAUGAUCUGGAAUCUGGCUCCAAAGGCGAGGGCCUUUCGCUUUGUCGGACACCAAGAUGUCAUCACUGGGGUGCAGUUCUCCCCAAAUGGUGAUCUGGUGGCAACUUCUUCCAAGGACAGAACGGUUCGACUGUGGACACCUUCCAUGAAAGGAGAGUCCACGGUGUUCAAAGCCCACACAGCUGCUGUACGCAGUGUUGCUUUCUCCCACAACGGCCAGAAACUGGUGACAGCCUCCGAUGACAAGUCCGUCAAGGUGUGGAGCGUUCAUCGGCAGUGCUUCGUCUACUCGCUCACCCAGCACACUAACUGGGUGCGCUGUGCCAGGUUUUCUCCCGACGGCCGGCUCAUAGCUUCCUGUGGGGACGACCGCUCCGUCCGGCUUUGGGACACCUCCACAAAACACUGCAUCAACUGUUUCACUGAUUAUGGAGGCUCAGCAACAUUUGUUGAUUUCAACUCCAGCGGCACCUGUAUCGCAUCCUCGGGUGCUGACAGCUCACUGAAAAUCUGGGAUCUGCGGACCAAUAAGCUGAUUCAGCAUUACCAAGUCCACAUGGCAGGGAUCAAUAGUUUUUCCUUCCACCCGUCCAACAACUACUUGAUCAGUGGCUCCAGCGACAGCACUGUUAAGAUCCUGGACCUUGUGGAGGGACGUCUCAUCUAUACUCUCCAUGGACACAAGGGCGCUGUGAUCACAGUGGCCUUUUCCAGGGCUGGCGAUCUCUUUGCCUCAGGGGGAGCUGAUAGUCAGGUGUUGCUGUGGAGGACAAACUUUGACAGCAAAUCUUAUCAGGACGUCCUCCAGCAACACAGCCGAAGGUCCACCCCAGAUCCCCCACCGCACCUGUCUGACAUUCAUCCCAGGAUACCCCACCUUCAUCACCCACAACCCACUGCCAUUCAGAUCAGUCGAACCGUUGCAGACACCCAGUCCACCGACCCACAUGUCAUAGAGUUGGGUCAGGCUAUUCACAGCAAUUCGCUCUCAAACAGCUGGACGCGCUCGAGGCCCACAGAGGAACCCACCGACAGACACCAUGCCAACGGUGUGCCGACACGUCAUUUUGCCAGUUCAAGGGUGGAAGGAUGGACGGGAGGUGAAAGUGCUCGCGGGGCUGGGAGGCAGACUGGAGCCGACAAGGGAGGAAAAGGAAGGAGAGAGGAAGAGGAGACAGUGCAGACGCACCCACUGGAAGUUCUCUCCGGUCAUCCGUCGAGUCUGGACUCUACCUUGCGACACAUUGUUCAACAGUUGGACAUUCUCACGCAGACUGUUUCGGUGCUGGAGGAGCGUCUCACCCUGACUGAGGACAAGCUGAAGGAGUGUCUCCUCCACCAGUCCCGGAUCCUCAAAGAGGUGCGCGAGUCAGGACAGAGGCCCAGAAGUCCAGAGAGCGACGAAACGGAUGGAUCACCUGUCAGUUUCACUUGAGGACGGCCCCGCUGCCUCUCAGACUGCAACACAAACACACGGACUGUUGUCCUGCUUAACCCAAAGACUGAUGAACACCCAUGUGGGUUUGAUUUUUAAAUGUCCACCAUGGUGGUCUUUCUCAGGGGUCAAAGGGUUAAUCAGGAUUCUGGCGGCGGUUGAAGUGAGUUUCUGUUUUCCUGUGUGUGUGUGUGUGUGUGUGUGUGUGUGUGUGUGUGUGUGUGUGUGUGUGUGUGUGUGUGUGUGUGUGUGUGUGUGUGUGUGUGUGGAAUACCAGCAUAUUAUCUCCGUGUCUUUCUUCACCUCUUAAGGACAUCCAGCUGUACAGCCAAGCAGACAUUCCAUUUCUCUGUGUGCAUGAGUGUGUGCUGCUUUGGAUGGUACGUCCAAUCUGAACAGCUGCAGCUACGAAAACAGACUGUUCUUGUCGGCCGCCUGACCUCUUUGUGCGUGUGCGUAUACGUGCAUACUUGCAAAUUAGCAGGUGUUUUUAGAAGUUCGGUGCUUAAGCAAUAAUGUUUUUUAUCGUAUCCACGGCGCAUGUUUGCGAAAUGCCAUUUUUAAACCCAAGCUGCGCACAUAUUGCCUCCUCAUGUAAAUAUAAUUUAUAUGAAUAAACAGUAUGCUAUGUUGCACUAAUUACAUGGA
Molecule: messenger RNA, 2781 nt
Organism: Mugil cephalus (flathead mullet)
Lineage: Eukaryota; Metazoa; Chordata; Actinopteri; Mugiliformes; Mugilidae
Gene: poc1b
Product: POC1 centriolar protein B
Exons: 12
Coding region: 574-2133 (519 amino acids)
Biological process (GO): cilium assembly
Cellular component (GO): centriole; ciliary basal body
Molecular function (GO): protein binding
Source: RefSeq, a predicted model, not a curated record